Sinocyclocheilus anshuiensis is the source of this 642-nucleotide messenger RNA. Its product is annotated as apoptosis-associated speck-like protein containing a CARD. The transcript has 3 exons. Gene Ontology annotation, biological process: regulation of apoptotic process; innate immune response; inflammatory response. Bases 166 to 507 code for a protein of 113 amino acids. NCBI's taxonomy places the organism in Eukaryota, Metazoa, Chordata, Actinopteri, Cypriniformes, Cyprinidae. The record is from RefSeq and is a predicted model, not a curated record.
GCGCCACGUGAAGUGUGCAACUUUUCUCUUUACGUGAAACUAGUUCGGUUAAACAGGCUGAAUUUUACGACUGCGUGUUAGAUGCGGUAUAUUAAGCGUUUAAAAAGUACCUGGCUGAUCGGCAUUUCGUUUUAAUUCGCGGAUCAAGGUCCGUUAUCCAUAACGAUGAGCAGCUUUGAGGCCCAUUUUGUGGAUGGGAACUACGCUGCGCUUGUUCAGAGGGUUACCUCAGUGAUGGCAAUAGCAGAUGAACUAAAAAAUGAGGACAUAAUACAUGAGGAAAAAUAUGCAGAGAUCAGAGCAGAACAAACCAGCCAGGGCAAAAUGAGAAAGCUCUUUGAAGCGCUUAAUGCUGGAGGACACCGAGUGAAAAAUGACUUUUAUUAUGCUCUGAGAAAUCAUGAACCAUACCUCUUCAGAGACUUGGCCCCCUGCACCCAAGAAACUGAAGACCCCUGCAACCAAGACAUGGAAACAGACGUCACUUGGAAAAUAAGAUGCAGCUGAAGAUGAAGCAAUGUAAAAAAAUGCUGUUAAAGGAACAGUUCACACAAAUUAAAACUGUCAUCAGUUAUUCUCCCUAAUGUCACUGAACACCUUUAACCAUAAUUUUUCAUAAUUUUUUUACUUUGUGUUCCAUAU